This is a messenger RNA of Megalops cyprinoides (Indo-Pacific tarpon), 3093 nucleotides long. It is a transcript of the gene gaa, whose product is annotated as glucosidase, alpha; acid (Pompe disease, glycogen storage disease type II). The record is from RefSeq and is a predicted model, not a curated record. Gene Ontology annotation, biological process: glycogen catabolic process; lysosome organization. The transcript is spliced from 19 exons. Gene Ontology annotation, cellular component: lysosomal membrane. NCBI's taxonomy places the organism in Eukaryota, Metazoa, Chordata, Actinopteri, Elopiformes, Megalopidae. Bases 118 to 2931 code for a protein of 937 amino acids. Gene Ontology annotation, molecular function: alpha-1,4-glucosidase activity; carbohydrate binding.
GGACUGAGAUGAUCGGUCUUCAGCCAUGUGGGCUCCUAGCCUGUAGUUUUGGUUGACUCUCCUUACAUUGUGCACAUGGGGUGGGGGUGUGUAUGACCUACCGGGUACAUCAGAGAGAUGGCGAGUGUCACCCUGUCCCUCUGGCACGCACUCUUAGUGCUGACCCUGUCACUGUCCGCAUGCCUCGUAUAUCUGCGCAUUUCUGAACGUACAGCCACACUGAGCAAACGAACAGUACAAGAAUCAGAGAUAAAUUUCGGAGGCAACCAAAAUCCAAAAAACUUACGGAGCAGGCAGCAUGUCCUCUCCCGCUCUGCACUGGCAUCCCCUACGACCGAUCCCGAAACACGCGUAACGUUAGAAUGUCAGAUGCCCCCGGAGAACCGUUUUGACUGCGCCCGGGACAGGACGUUGAGCCGGGCGGAGUGCGAGGCGCGGGGCUGCUGCUACGUCCCGCUGAGAGACGGCCUCUCCGGGGGACCGCCGUGGUGCUUUUACCCUGCAUCCUACCCGGGGUACAAGAUGGGACCGCUCUCUCCCACCCCUAGCGGUCAGACUGCCACUUUGACCCGCUCCACGCCCUCCUACCUCCCCCGAGACAUCUCCACACUGCGACUCGAGGUUAUGGCGGAGACGGAGGGCCGCCUUCACGUCACCCUGAAGGAUCCUGCCUUUUCCCGCUAUGAAGUUCCCCUGUCUGUGGCCAAGUCCAACAAGGACACGCCAACCCGAGACUCCCUCUACAGCACUGAAUUCCUCCCUGACCCAUUUGGAUUCAUAGUGCGCCGCAAAUCCAAUGGCCGUGUGCUUGUGAACACCACAGUGGCCCCGCUGCUCUUUGCUGACCAGUACCUGCAGCUGUCCACCUCCCUGCCCUCCGCUCUGGUGUCUGGCCUGGGAGAGCACUACACUCCCCUCGCCCUGGACCUCAACUGGACCAGGGUCUCUCUGUGGAACCGGGACAUGGCGCCCCACAGCGAUGCCAACCUGUAUGGAUCCCACCCGUUCUAUCUGGUGCAGGAAGGGGACGGCCUAGCUCACGGAGUCUUCCUCCUCAACAGCAACGCCAUGGAGGUGGCGUUGCAGCCCACCCCGGCUCUCACCUGGGUGGCGAUUGGAGGGGUUCUGGACCUGUACGUCUUCCUGGGCCCUGACCCGCAGAGCGUCGUGCAGCAGUACCACCAGGUCAUCGGAUAUCCCAUGAUGCCUCCCUACUGGUCUCUGGGAUUCCACCUCUGCCGUUGGGGCUACCUCACCACCAACGCUACCCGAGCUGUGGUCCAGCGCAUGCAUGCUGCAGAUUUUCCCUUGGAUGUGCAGUGGAAUGAUCUUGACUACGCUGACAAGCGCCGAGUUUUCACCUUUGACCCGCAGCGGUUCGGGGAUCUCCCUGAAAUGGUGAAGGAGUUCCACCAGGAGGGGCUUAAGUACAUCCUUAUACUGGACCCAGGGAUCAGCAGUGCGAGUCCUCCUGGUUCCUACAGGCCAUUUGAUGAGGGGUUACGGAGGGGUGUGUUCAUCAAAAACGCCACUGGGCAGCCUCUUAUUGGAAAGGUGUGGCCGGGCCCGACCGCCUUCCCUGACUUCACCAACCCGGAGGCAAGGAGCUGGUGGGAGGACAACAUCCGUGACUUCCACAGCAAAGUCGCCUUCGACGGCCUGUGGAUUGACAUGAAUGAACCUGCCAGCUUCGUACAGGGCUCUGUGGACGGGUGCCCAGACUCUGACCUGGAGAGCCCCCCCUUUGUGCCAGGAGUGAUUGGAGGCAGCCUGAGCUCGGGCACUCUCUGCAUGUCUGGCCAGCAGAACCUCUCCUCCCACUACAACCUUCACAACCUCUAUGGGCUGACGGAGGCCAGCGCCACCCACAGCGCCCUGGUAAAGGUGCGGGGAUCGCGGCCCUUCGUCCUGUCCCGCUCAUCCUUCCCCGGGCUCGGCCGGUUCUCGGGUCACUGGACAGGGGACGUGCGCAGUGACUGGGAGCAGCUGCGGUGCUCCAUUCCUGGGAUACUGCUGUUUGGACUCUAUGGGGUCCCCCUAGUGGGGGCAUAUGUGUGUUGGUUUGGGGAUGACACCACUGAGGAGUUAUGCGUGCGCUGGACCCAGCUGGGUGCAUUCUACCCCUUCAUGAGGAACCACAACGACAAGCCCAACAUGCCCCAGGAGCCCUAUGUGUUUGGGCAGCAGGCCCAGGCGGCCAUGCGGAGCGCGGUGACCCUACGCUACUCCCUCCUGCCCCUGCUCUACACGCUGUUCCACCACGCCCACACCUCCGCCAGCACCGUGGCCAGGCCCCUCUUCCUGGAGUUCCCCUCGGAUCCCAACUGUCAGACGAUCGACAGGCAGUUCCUAUGGGGGAGCUCUCUGCUGGUCAGUCCUGUCCUGGAGCAGGGGGCUGUGGAGUUGGCCGCCUACCUCCCCCCAGGGACUUGGUACAGCCUGCACGAUGGUCAGCCCUUCUACAGCAGGGGGCAGUACCUGCUGCUGCCCGCCCCCCUGGAUACCAUCAACGUCCACGUGCGGGAGGGCCACGUCAUCCCCCAGCAGGAGCCGGCGCUGACCACCUCGGCCUCCCGCAGCAAGCCCUUCCUCCUCACGGUGGCGCUGUCCGAGGGGGGGUGGGCGAGGGGCGAGCUGUUCUGGGAUGACGGCGACAGUCUGGACACUUUCGAGAAGGGGGACUACUCCUACGUGAUCUUCAUUGUCGGACAGGCUGAGCUGGUGAGUCAGCCCAUCAAGAUAAACGGGGCUCUGGACGGGCUUCUGCUGGGCGGGGUGCGUGUUUUCGGGGUUCCCACCCCACCCCGUGAUGUGCGAGCCAACGGCGAGAAAGUGAAGGAUUUCUCCUACCGCUCCGACACCAAGGUGCUGACCGUGUCCGGACUGACCCUGCCCAUGGCUGAGGCCUUCACUGUCCAGUGGACCCUGUAACACCUGACCUCGUACCCGCGGCGCUCCCGUGUUUCUGACCUGAUCCUCGUACAGCAGAGUCACGCAUCAGAAACGUGGUGUCUCUCUCAUCUUUGCCUUCUCCAAAAGGGGCCGCUUAGCUGGGCUGGGCCAGGUUAAUGGUGGGAUGUUUCUCUCCAUGCU